This is a messenger RNA of Fusarium mangiferae, 1908 nucleotides long. RefSeq lists its product as uncharacterized. The transcript has 4 exons. Bases 1 to 1908 code for a protein of 635 amino acids. The record is from RefSeq and is a predicted model, not a curated record. NCBI's taxonomy places the organism in Eukaryota, Fungi, Ascomycota, Sordariomycetes, Hypocreales, Nectriaceae.
AUGGUGCCGUCCUCAUUAACAGAACCAGACGCUGCGGCAGAGUCCUCCACCCGCGGUCGCUUCUACUCCAUCCUCCGAAAGCCAGCAUCGAACCUCGCCCUCCGAAUCUCAGACCUUGAUCGAUAUCGCCUCAACAUGUGGGAGGUCAGUUGGGCUGCUCCCAAGGAGUCGCGAAAGGAACAUCGUGAGAACAAAGCGGCGACCGGCAAAUCUGCGACAAAAGCGCGGUCAAUCUUCAGUCGCGGGUCUAACUCGUCGAGCGAGGCACCGUCGUUUGGGAACUUUUAUAAUAAGCGAAAGAAUGCCGAGAGAGGGAAUGACUCUGUGUCGUCGACGUCUUCGAAAGCGAGCGCUCUAGCGGGGAAUUAUGAGUUGGAGGCAGAUGAAGCUUCGACCUUUUCGGUGAGGAGUGAGCAGACGAAAAUCAAUAUGGCGAGGGUCGUUGAUCUCAGCGCAAGGCGAAAUGGACAGAUUCUGGAUCGCUCUCAAGACCUAUACGUUGGGGAUAACACGCUUCUUGAGCCGCCUUCACCAACACUCACAUCGUCAUCUGCGCCCUGGGAUACAGAAACUCUUGAGCGAGUCAUUAUACAGCCGUGGCCUCUCAUCCAAGCCUUGAGCGAUGACUCGUUUGUCGCGCGAAGUACGGAGGCGACAACAUCUCAACGCACAUCCUACGAUACACCGUAUCUCAUCAAUUGCGGUGUUACAAUCAUGGCGACACCCAGCAUCAAGUCUAAGCAUCGCGCCCGCUCACCAAGCACUCAAUCCCAACCUCAACGUCCACAGAGUAGUCGAUCACCAACCAAGGCCAAGACCCCACGACGCAUGCCAUCAUCCACGGCGUCACUACGUGUCGAGAGCAGCGAUGGUUGGCAGCCUCCAAGUGAAUGGGCCUGUACGCCCACUGAGCCCUCUUUCCAAUUCCCUGACGAACCUGUCCCCGAGCCAGAAGCUAUCAUCCCCAAGGAACUCAACGCGAUGCAGUUGGGUGUCAAGCAACUUGCCAAAGAGGACAACAUGGUCAGACUCAUACGUCUUGCUGAAGCGCAGGGUGUCAAUAAUCCGCCGAGCUUAUGUCAGGAUCUGGAAGUUGAGAAGAUGCAGUGGAUGCUUUCUGCCAUGUUCAACAUGGAUGGACCCGAGUAUUCUGAGAUCAAUGAUGAUCUUGAUGAUGAGUCGGCGGAUCCACCGAAGAGGAUCCUUGCUCUUUAUGAAACACCUGCUGUGACUUCAUACCUCGCUGCCGUGAAUCACUGCAAACAAGUCUACCAUCUCUCCGCAGCACCAUUAUCACCCUCUUCAUUUCCCAAUAUUCACCCUGUCCUCACACCAGUGCGAUCACCCUCCGCAUUCCCCGUCGCCCCAUCUACCGUUGAAGCCGUUCACUCACUGCGCCUUCCUCUCGCUAUGCCAUCACAGGAUAUCCCCGCUCUCUUACGAAACAUUCAUCGAUGUCUUGAGCCAGGUGGUUCAUUGCAACUCACCAUCAUCGAUCCCCUUCCCGUUACUAGCACUCUCGGUCCGCUUCUACGAGCGUGGAUUGAAGAUCAUCUUCUCUUCAACCUGGAAGCUAGUUUCCGUUGCACAAACCCAAGCAAGUUACUCCCUCUUUGGCUGAAUGGUGCAUCUCUACGUGUCGAUCCUGAUUGUAUCGAGACGACACCAUUCUUCGCUAUCCCGCUUGACAAUAGUCAGCUUCAGUAUGUGAGAGAAGGUCACAUAUCUGAAGAGGGUCUGAGACAAGAACUUCGUAAUCUUGUGGGGCGCAUGCUCUGGAUGGAAGUUUGGAGAGAAUACAUCGUCGCCGACCGCUGGUGGUGGGAAGAUCCUGAGAUUCUCCAAGAGUGCAUCCAGCAUCAGACGACAUGGGAAUGGAAGCUAAUUGAGGCAGUCAAGGAAACCUAA